Benincasa hispida (wax gourd) is the source of this 1102-nucleotide messenger RNA. RefSeq lists its product as uncharacterized. The record is from RefSeq and is a predicted model, not a curated record. Lineage: Eukaryota; Viridiplantae; Streptophyta; Magnoliopsida; Cucurbitales; Cucurbitaceae.
AUGAAAAAUGAAAAAUGCGGAAAGUUUAGUCUUUUCACUUGGCAUUUGCUCUCAUUCCCGCCAUUUUUCAUUUCUACUCCCUUCAAAGUUCAAUCUUUUUGCCCGCUCUCCAUCGCCGGCCAAUCUCCCGUCUCCGUCAGUUGCAGCACCAUCCACGAGGGGGGUUCCCUCUCUCUCUCUCCUUUUUUUCUCUCUUUUUCUCUCUCCCUCGGCACUCACACUCUCUCAGUUACUGCUUGCAGCCACUACCGUGCUACUUUCCUUGCACGUCUCCGAUCACAGUCACCACCGGUUCCGGUGUUGUGCAAUGGAAAGCUCGAAUUCAAAUAUGGCUUUUUGAGGCAGGACCUGAGGAUUGAAGGUCAAAUCAUUGUAGAAAGCAGGACGGAUAUUCAAAGUCUUUUUGGGCCUAGAGUGAACGAUGACCUUUACACGACUAUCGGAUACCCCUCGAUGCUUCACACAAAUGCUAGGUCGCGUGUAGGAUGUACAAACCAUGUGAUAGAAAGAAUCGAGAGAAAAGAAAAGAGAGGAACGCCAGGAGGCUGCUGGAAUUCGCUGGGGAGAGGAGUCUUCGAUUGUCUAGGUGAUGGAGGUAAAGCGACUAGAUGAUAAGGCAGGAGUCGUCUAGACGAUGAAGCUUUACUGAGGUCAUCUAGACGAGGGUCGUCUAAACGAUGGUCGUCUACACGAUGAGGCUUGUAGAAGUAAACGAUUGUUGGGUAAAAGCUUAACGAUCGUUUGCUAAAGUUACACGAUCGUUUGGGUCAGAGGGUAUACGAAAGAGGAAGACGAUAAGAAGAAGAAGAUGAAUAUGAUCGUUUACGUGGUUCAGCCAAGGGAGACCUACGUCCACGGAGAAGUUGAUGGAGUUUUAUUUUUUUAUUCAAGAUUGCUUCAAGAUAGUGUGAUCACUCCAUUACAAUUGCUCUCUCUCUACAAAUUAGUUAUUCAAAAUAUUUAAAGAUAGUUAGGUUAACUUCACUUCUGUUUAACAAUUAUAUAACAAACAUCAAAACAAAGCUAUAUGAUUAUUCUUAUUGCUAUGGUAUAGAUGGUAUUAGAAGGUAAUAUUUUGUCUCAUAAAUAUAAUUAUUGCAUU